Molecule: messenger RNA, 2770 nt
Organism: Trichoderma atroviride IMI 206040
Lineage: Eukaryota; Fungi; Ascomycota; Sordariomycetes; Hypocreales; Hypocreaceae
Biological process (GO): glucan catabolic process
Molecular function (GO): beta-glucosidase activity
Source: RefSeq, a predicted model, not a curated record
AUGCUGCCGCGGCGACUUCGCAAGAGCCGCUGCUGCAUCGCCCUUCUCAGCGUGGUCGGCCUCAUCAUCCUCCUAUUAGCCGCGGGAGGCGUCUUCGGAAUCAAAAAGCUUAGGAUCACGCCUCUGGAUGGAAAAUCACCGCCAUGGUAUCCCACGCCCAGGGGAGGCACGGUUCGCCAAUGGGCCGACAGCUACGAAAAAGCAGCCGAGAUGGUGUCCAAGAUGACGCUGCCGGAAAAGGUCAACAUCACGACGGGCACCGGAUGGAGCAUGGGCCUUGCUGUGGGCAACACGGCGCCGGCAGUUCACGUUGGAUUCCCUGCGCUGGCUCUCCAAGAUGGACCGCUGGGCAUCCGUUUUGCAGACAAUGCAACGGCUUUUCCCGCUGGCAUCACUGUCGGCGCGACGUGGAACAGGGAGCUCAUGUAUGAACGCGGCAAAGCUCACGCACUGGAAGCUCGCGGCAAAGGAAUCAAUGUGCUGCUGGGUCCUGCCAUUGGCCCCUUGGGCAGGAUGCCCGCUGGCGGACGCAACUGGGAGGGCUUCGGCGCGGAUCCGUAUCUCCAAGGCAUUGCUGGCUCUCAGACCAUCAAAGGCAUCCAGGACCAGGGCGUCAUGGCCACCAUCAAGCACUUCAUCGCCAACGAGCAGGAGCAUUUCCGCCAGGCGUGGGAAUGGGUGCUGCCAAACGCCCUCUCGUCCAACAUCGACGACCGCACCUUGCACGAGGUGUAUGCCUGGCCGUUUGGCGAUGCCGUCAAGGCCGGCGUUGCCAGCGUCAUGUGCUCCUACAACAUGGUCAACAAUUCGUACGCCUGUGGCAACUCCAAGCUGCUCAAUGGCAUUCUCAAAGACGAGCUGGGCUUCCAGGGCUUUGUCAUGUCGGACUGGCUGGCGCAGCGAUCGGGCGUGGGAAGUGCCUUGGCUGGACUGGACAUGAGCAUGCCGGGAGAUGGCCUGCGUUGGCAAGAUGGCAAUUCGCUCUGGGGGCCUAACCUCUCUCGUGCUGUCCUAAAUGGCUCACUGCCCCUUGAACGACUUAACGAUAUGGUUGUUCGCAUAGUGGCGUCGUGGUAUCAGCUUGGGCAGGACGAUACGUCUCUGUUUGACAGGAAAGGGCCCAACUUUUCUUCGUGGACAAAUGACAAGAUGGGUGUCACAUCACCCGCUAGUUCAUCGCCUCAAGAUAAGAUUGAAGUCAACAAAUUUGUUAAUGUGCAAGCCAAUCAUUCGACCCUGUCUCGUCAGAUCGCUACAGAGGGGACCGUUCUGCUCAAGAACGAAGGUGUUCUCCCUCUUAGCUUUAAUGGUGAGCUGAGUGGUAACCAAAAGCCGAACAAAAGAGAUGACAAGGUGAAGAUUGGCAUUUUCGGAGAAGACGCAGGUCCUGGCGAUGGACCUAAUUACUGCGAAGACAGAUCAUGCAACCAAGGCACUCUUGGUUCUGGCUGGGGAAGCGGCGCGGUCGAGUUUCCUUACCUGGUAUCGCCGGUCGAGGCUCUCCGGGGCAAAUUCAACAAAGAAAAAGUCCAGCUCACGGAGCAUCUAAAGAAUGAUAAGCCAGCAGCAGAUGUCGUCAAAAACCAAGACAUAUGCUUGGUCUUCAUCAACUCUGACUCCGGCGAGGGGUAUCGCAGCUGGGAGGGAGUUCGCGGCGACCGCAACGACCUCUUGGUGCAAAAGGGCGGCGAAAAGCUCGUCACUGAAGUUGCAGCCAACUGCGGCGGCGGAUCAGGAACAACAAUAGUCAUUAUUCACUCUGUUGGGCCUGUGACUGUCGAUGCUUGGAUCGAUCUACCCAGUGUAAGGGCACUUAUUUCUGCCAACUUGCCCGCCCAGGAGAGUGGAAACGCCCUCGCAAGCAUCAUAUUUGGCGAGGAGAAUCCAAGUGGCAAGCUCCCAUACACUAUUGGCAAGUCUCUCAACGAUUAUGGAGAAGGUGGACAAAUCAUGUAUUUGCCAAACGGAGCUGUCCCGCAGCAAGAUUUCAAUGAGGGCCUCUACAUUGACUAUAGACACUUUGACAAGUAUGAAAUCGAACCACGCUACGAAUUUGGAUUCGGACUUUCAUAUGCUCGGUUUGAUUACAACAAUCUCCAAGUUGCCGGGGCCAAACCAACGUCACCUCUGCCAGAUGAGCGACCAGCACCAGAGGUUGAGCCGCCGCAAUUCCCCUCCACCAUUCCCGAUGCUAAAGAGGUAUUGUACCCGGCGAGCAUUCGUAAACUGAAAAAAUACAUCUACCCAUACAUUGAAUCUGUCGACGACAUCGAAAAGGGCAAGUAUCCUUAUCCUGACGGCUACGACGUGCAGCAGCCCCUAUCCGGUGCAGGAGGCGGCGAAGGUGGCAAUCCAUCGCUGUGGGAGCCCCUCGCAACUGUGACUGUCGACGUGACCAACUCAGGACAACGUGGUGGUAAAGCCGUCCCCCAGCUCUACCUCUCGUACCCCGAGUCAGACACGGUCGACUUUCCUGUCAGGGUUCUGCGCGGAUUUGACAAGCUACUCAUUGCAGAGGGAGAAACGAAGACGGUGGAGUUUGUGCUGACGAGGAGAGAUUUGAGCUACUGGGACGUAGAGAGACAGAACUGGGUUAUCCCAGAUGGGCAGUUUACGUUUGCGGUUGGAGAGAGCUCGAGGGAUUUGCGAGUUACCGGCACAUGGUGAUGUAAAAAGUAAAAGUUUCAAAAGGGGCAUCGAGAUGCUAUUUGGAUAUUGACGUACAACAAGAUAGAAGGAUACAAACAAAGACACUUGUACACAAGGAUUC